AUGCCGUCAGCAUCACAGUCAUCUCAACAGUCUUUUAGCAUGAGCCAACAGUCCCAACCGAGGCAUAGCGCCUCCUUCCACCAAAGCUAUAAUGGCGCAGACGGCCCCCAGAUCUACUCUGCUUCAUAUUCAGGUGUCGAUGUCUACGAAAUGGAGGUCAACAACGUGGCAGUCAUGCGAAGACGUAACGAUUCCUGGCUAAACGCCACCCAGAUCCUCAAAGUCGCCGGCGUCGACAAGGGCAAGCGAACCAAGAUUCUCGAAAAGGAGAUACAAACAGGCGAGCACGAAAAGGUCCAGGGCGGCUAUGGCAAAUAUCAGGGUACUUGGAUCAAGUUUGAACGAGGCGUCGAAGUUUGUCGGCAGUAUGGCGUAGAAGAGAUUCUGCGACCACUUCUGACAUACGAUAUGGGACAGGACGGUGGCGUUGCCGGCAGAGGAGAUUUCAACACUCCCACCAAGGAGCAGGCCAUGGCGGCUCAGAGGAAGCGAUUGUACAACUCGGGUGUAGAUGCCAGACCCAAUGGCAUGUCCGGCACCUUUUUCAAGAACAUCUCUAGCACCGCCUCACAUGCGGUUGCGGCCAUCAGCAAAGCUCGCUUCGACUCUCCGGGGCCGAGAAGUCGAAACGGUCCCGCCCGAGCACCUAGCUUCAGCCGGCAGCCGUCGAUGCAGAACGGCGAUGAGUUCCCCGGAAACUCGCAACAGAGCUACACGUCCGACUACAGCCAACAAUUGGAUUCGGCAUACUCUACGCAACAAGCAGCCGCCUUGGCCGGCAUGCCCGAGCAUGAGCCUCCUCGUAAACGCCAGCGGGUAACAAUGACGCCAGUCGACAGUUUCAGUGGAUACAACCAGAGUAUGGACAUGUAUGGGACCGCCUUUCCAGGAUCGCCCACUGAACCCAAUGAGUCUUUCAUGUACACCCAAAGUGCAAUCCAGGAUGGCGUCGCUGCCGGCGAUGACGGCAAUGGCUCCUUGCCUCCCUUGCCGUAUGAAAUGUCUCCUGACGUGGAAAUGAAGCGCAACACCUUGAUGGGCUUGUUCAUGGAUUCAUCACCCAAUGACACCUCGAAGCAUGAGUUACUACGAACAUUCAGUCCAGCAGAACUUGACAUGCCUAUCGAUCCCCAGAGUCACACGGCGCUUCAUUGGGCGGCCACACUGGCCCGUAUGCCACUUCUGCGUGCCCUGAUCGCAGCCGGCGCAUCUCCAUACCGGGUCAAUGCAUCUGGUGAAACUGCGUUGAUGAGGGCCUGUUUAGUCACGAAUUCGAUGGACCAAGGCUCGUUUCCUGAUCUUCUCGAAGUCCUUGGAGGCACCGUCGAGUCUCGAGACCACAAGGGUCGAACAGUGCUGCAUCAUAUUGCUGUAACCAGCGCCGUCAAAGGUCGCAAUGCUGCUAGUCGAUAUUAUCUAGAGAGCCUUUUGGAAUGGGUUGUUCGACAGGGUAGCGUACCGAGCAGCCAGGCCAAUAGCAGCGUUCCCAAUAGCUCUCAAUCCGUCAUUCCCAAGAUGGGAAUUGCUCGUUUCAUGAGUGAAAUUGUCAAUGCUCAGGAUAGUUCAGGUGACACCGCUUUGAAUAUCGCGGCUAGAAUUGGCAACCGGAGCAUCAUCUCACAGCUUCUCGAGGUCGGUGGAGACCCCAACAUUGCCAAUCGUGUCGGCCUGCGACCUCUUGAUUUUGGCAUUGGUGGUGACAAUGCAGAGGAAAAGACCAACAGCGAAAUACCAGCCGACAAGAACGGCGGUGCCGGGUCAAGCCAAAGGACGCGAGAGAGCAGUGAUGAGAUUAUUGCGUCCAUCACACAUCUCCUCGGCGAGACGGGAACAGCUUUCCAGCAGGAAAUGAAGUCCAAGCAAGUCUCAUUAGACGCCAUGCAUGCGACGCUGCGCACGACUUCGACCCAGCUUGGUGACGCCCGCCGCAAUCUCGAACAGCUAACCUCCACCGUCAAGAAGCAGCAACUUGCUCGACAGAAGGUGUCCAACCUCGCACAUGCCCGCGAAGACGAGCAGCUCCGCCUAAUGAACGAACAACAGCGCUCAUCACAGCCCAACCCCUCAGCGUCAUGGGAGACUGAGUUAUCAGCCAUGCUCGAAGCAGCCGAAGAAUCCACAAACAGCGGCGGCUUCGGCAGCGAGAGCAUGCUCCCAACCGCCUCCAUCCUCCGAUCACGCAUCCGUGCCAUGGAAGCCCGCCGCGAAGUAACCCGCAAGAUGGUCUCCGCACUCAAAGGACGCAGCCGCGACGUCGAAAUCAAGUACCGCCGUGUCGUGGCUCUCUGUACAGGCGUCCAAGAGGGCGAGGUCGACGCCGUGGUAGACAACCUCCUCAAGGCUGUUGAAAGCGAGCGCGAUGAGCUAGACAUUGGCCGUGUACGAAGAUUUCUAGGCGGAGUCGAAGGUGUGGUGCAUUAA
Molecule: messenger RNA, 2421 nt
Organism: Metarhizium brunneum ARSEF 3297
Lineage: Eukaryota; Fungi; Ascomycota; Sordariomycetes; Hypocreales; Clavicipitaceae
Gene: cdc10
Product: Start control protein cdc10
Cellular component (GO): SBF transcription complex; MBF transcription complex
Molecular function (GO): DNA binding; transcription coactivator activity; protein binding
Source: RefSeq, a predicted model, not a curated record